Messenger RNA from Monodelphis domestica (gray short-tailed opossum), 4243 nucleotides. Lineage: Eukaryota; Metazoa; Chordata; Mammalia; Didelphimorphia; Didelphidae. The record is from RefSeq and is a predicted model, not a curated record.
CGGGAGCCGCCGUCCGGCUCCCCGGCCCCCCAAACAAAGGAUCCGCCGGGUCCUAGUGCCCGCCUGCUCCUCCGCCGCCGCGCCCCCGGGUCCUAGCGCCGCCCUGCCCGGCCCGCAGCCCACCCUGCUCCGCCGGCCCGACCUCCGCCGCCCGUCCCCGCCCGCUCUCUCUCCCGUAGCCUCCGCCCGCCCUCCUCGUCUGCCGCCCGGCCCCCGCUUCCGCCCCUCCCGUGCCCGCCCCCCGCUUCUCCCCUUCGCUUCAGCCCUCUUCCACGUGUUUCCCACGCACCCCGCUUCCCUGCUCCCCGUGGCCCCCAGUGCUCGCUCGCGCCUCCUCCUCCUCCUUGGCGUUCGCAGCCCCCUGCCAGCCACCCCCCGAGUCUGCUGCCGCCGACCUCCCCUUCCCCGGACCCCCGACCCUCGCUUGGCCCCUGCGCCGCUCCGGGAGUGAGUGGGACGGCGUUGACUUCCCGUGAUCUUUGUCUCGGAGCCCCCAGGAGGCACCUGGCCUUGCCGGCCUUUCGGGGUGACAGCGGGCACCGCACCCCAGAAGAAGUUUGCGAGUGAGAGGUGGAGGACGAGACCGCAUGGAGCAGUCUCUGAUGACACUUGUUCUCUUGAGACGUCUCCCCCGCUCCAUCCCCUUCCAUUAUCCCUCCUGCUUGCACUUGACGGACUUAAAGCCAGAGCUGCCCCUUGUCUCGGGAAUGCACACCCCCUCUCAAACCCUGCACCCCCAUUUCUGGGGCUGAGCUGGAGGAGAGCAACAAGAAUGGGAAGAAGAAGUUGGAUGCCAUGACCCUCAUAAAAGAAGACAUGUCCAUCUUUGGGCACUGCCCUGCCCACGAUGAGUUCUACCUGGUCGUGUGUAACCACUGCAGCCAAGUGGUGAAGCCUCAAGCUUUCCAGAAGCACUGCGAGAGAAGACAUGGGCCUCUCAGCAAGCUAUAUGCCCGGGCUCAGGCCUCUGCCACCUCUCAGAAAUGCCAUGCAGUAAAUGGGCAGGGCCCAGCUUGUGGGAGCCAAGGCCCCACCAAAGCCUCCUCAAAGGAGAAGGUGCAAGGGGGCCGAGGCCGGGCUAAUCACCCACCUGAGAAGGCACAAAAGGAUAACCUCUGCCUCUUUGUGCCUGUGGUGAAUUUGGAGAAGAUUUCCAGUCUCCCUAAACCCGAUGGACAAGGGAUCAGGGUGAACCCUAAGCCUCUGCCUCCCCAUUCCACUUUCCUCGGCCCACCCACUGGUCUUACCAAGGAUGCCCCUGGAAAAGCCCCCACAGUUCCCUCUUCCAAAGAGCUUCCCAGCAAAGGGAACAACGACCCGGUCCUCAUCGAAGGGCCUAGCCCUCAGGCCGAGGGGGGUAGCCCCCCAGAGAAGGAGCCCAGUGUUGCCAGGCUUCAGCCCAAGGCCCACAAGAAGAUGGCGAGGAAGGAGUGUGAUCUGAACAGGCAGUGUGGGGUAGUGAACCCAGAGACCAAAAAGAUCUGUACCCGCCUGCUGACUUGCAAGAUUCACUCAGUGCAUCAGCGCCGGGAGGUCCAGGGCCGGGCCAAGGACUUUGAUGUGCUGGUGGCAGAGCUGAAGGCCAAUUCCCGAAAAGGGGAGUCUCCCAAAGAGAAGAGUCCUGGACGCAAGGACCUGGGCCCCGAGCGCCUCUCCCAGGAGCUGCCCUCCUCAGCGCAGGCAGUGGCAGCUCUGCCUGGCACCACUUUCCCAGCCAGGGCCAAACAGACCUAUCCCUACUGUGCGCUGCCUCGGUCACGGGUCUCCUCUGAGAGUGAGCUAGAUGAUGAAGGCCCUUGUGCUGGUGACAGAGACCCAGGCUUGUUCCCUUUCCCUCUGCCUCGGGCCGGGGCCCAGGCUUCCAGCGAGGAAAGCGAGGAAGAUGGAGCCCCAGAUGACCUCCACCAUGUCCCAGACUGUCAUUAUGCAACACGGCCCCCUCGGCCCCAGGCGUUCUGCACCUUUGGUAGUCGGCUGGUAAGCCCGGGGUGUUACGUGUUUAGUAGGCGGCUGGACCGGUUCUGCUCAGCGCUCAGCUCCAUGCUGGAGCGACAUCUCAGCUCCCAUAUGUGGAAGAAGAUCCCACCGGCAGCUGAACCCCCAUCUCACCUCCUCGUCUCUCCCCCACACGUCCCCCUGAGCCCUUCCUCGGCAGGCACCUGCCCCCGUCUUUCUGGCCCCAGCCAUAGGCCCCCCUUCCCGCCCUCUGCACCCAUCACCAAGGACAGCCCAGCCCCCAGCUACCCUGCAGGUUCUCCCAGUGUGGGGGCCGCCUGCAGCCAGGCAGAGUGCAUGGGUGGGAGUCAGGCCAUCACCUCACCGCUGCCUGCCAACACCCCUUCACCCUCCUUCAGUAAGCUGCCUCCUUCCAAGGCCAGCAAGCUGUCCAAGGGCAAGGAUGGGGCUGAUGUGGAGGUCCCAUCCCGCAAGAGGAAGUUGUCCCCCGGGCCUGCGGCCUUCAAACGGACCUGUAUCCUGGAUCCUCCUGGGAAGGGCAAGCCCGCAGGCUGCCGAGCCCUCCCCACCAAGACUAAGCCAGCCCUGGGCAUAGGGCUCAAUGGGGCAGUAGGACCCCGGGUGAAACGGGCAGGGCCCCUGGACUGUCGGGGCUCCCCACAUACACCCCCAGCGCCUGUCAAGGCCUCCCAGCUGGAGAACCGGGGGGCAGCUGGCCAUCCAGCCAAAGCUCUCCAGCCUAACUGCCUCUCCGAGGAAGAGGCCAAGAAGAGGAAAAACCUGGCCACGUACUGCCGGCCAGUGAAGGCAAAGCACUGCCCCGCAGGGCCCCCGGCGGCCGACUCGGCCUGUUCUGUGCGCAGGAAGAAGCCCAGCCCGGCCCUGGGCUUUGAGGAGAAGUGCACCACGCUGAAGGUACCAUGCCUAGGGAAGGCAGGGGAGCUGGAAGUAGGGGUCAGGGGAUGGGGAAUGACUAGAUUGAGCCCCUCCUUCCCAUUUCCUAUUGGACAAAUAGGGGACGCCCAGGAAUGGGGAGUGCUGAGCACAUCUAGGGAAGAGGGGGCAGAUGGAAAUGGAAGAGGAGAGUGGUAGGAAAGGGAAGGAUUAGAAGGAAAGACAAAAUGGACUCCUUGGGACUGUUUUACAGAUGCCAGGGUGGGAGAGAUUAGGCCAAGAUGUAUUCCUGACUUGGUAGAUCCACUCUGCCCCAGAAGCUAGCAAGGGAGAUGCUGCUUUUCACAUCCUCCCUAAUUAAGGGGGCCUCAUCUCCUGGAUUUGGUGCUGGCCCUCCUUGCAGUAACUGGGAAUUACCUCCAUUUCUUUUGGAAAGAAGGCUGGGAUCUAGGAACUCAAGUCCUCCUAGAAGAGAAGAUGGAGGAAUGGUGGAAAGAAGCAUGAUAUUCAGGAGGCAGUUCAGGAAGGGCUAUUUGUUAGUAGAUUUGCCUCUGGGGAGAAUGGCCUGACUUAGCCCAAGGUCGUCAGACUGCCCCUGAAUUUGGAGUUGAUGCUUACAUGACACUACGUGUGUGUCUAUUAUUUAACAGUCUAUGUAUAUAAUAGCCCCAUUCUGGCUUCUAAUACCAGGACUAGGAUUAUUUUUUUGGAGUAGUGGGGGUCUCUAGGGAUUUCUGUUGCCUAUAUACUGGUCUUCCAGCUCCCUACCUUCCCAUUGUGGGCCAGGGUAGUUUCAACUUUGCAGAAAGUUUUUUUUGAAACCUGAACAUUCUAGUUAUGAUUUCCCAUGUGCCCUAGAGCCAAGAGGAAGGGAAAGGGUUGACUCUUCAAUUCUCCCUCCCUGCCCUGCCUUCUUGGUGAUAGCAGUGGGAGGGAGGACCCAGGAGCCCUCACUGAGGAACUUUACUUCCUCAUCACUAUCCCCGAGGAAAUCCGCAGCUCUGACACCGUAAGGUUUCCUUAGAAUUCACUGGAGGCAGCCUUUGGACCUCUGCAUUCAUGUUCCCCUGCUGCUGCCACCACCACCACAGGUGCUGCGAAUCAGACUCCUUCCCUGGCCCAGGGCUGGAGGCCCACUGGCUGCAGAUGGCUCACAAGGAGGACACGCUCUUCCCAGGCCAGUGCUUCCCCCCACACGGGUCUUUCUUGCCUCUUGUCUUCCUGCAGUCAAAAGCGCAUUAAUGAGAAAGUGCCUGCCCAUCGCAACGGAGCUGCCAGCGCCUCCUCCCUCUCCAGGAUCCAGGCCCCAGGCUGCUGCUGCUGCCGCUUUUUAUAACUUUAUAUUAUUUUUUUUAAGAAAAAAAAAACUCUAUAAAAAUACCUCAAGACUGUC